AUGCAGUUCCUAAAUACCUGUAGACUGGCAUCAGUCGCUCUACUGUUGUUUCCUUUCAAAGUACAAAGUGCCGCCAAUUUGACCUUGCGCUUCUUCACGGAGAGCCAAGAUGACACCUGCUCUUUCCGCAACAGCAGUGAAGCCCUGACGUUUACCUCAUCGAGCAUUCCCACCAUGGAUCAUUGCUUCAACCUAGAAGAUAUCUUCGGCGGAAACACCACCCAAGGUUUCGUCAACCAAAGCGCCUACCCACCCUUCUCAGCCACGGCAGGCAUCAACUGGUCCGUAGAGAACGCCGCAUUAUACAACGCCCAAGCGAACUACACCAAUGUUCUCUACCACCUACACGUGCCAGGAGCCGAAGCAGCCGAACAGUACGCAGAUCGCCGCGUGAACAUUUACCCUGCUAAAGACUGUUACAACGCGGACCCGAACAGCGACGCCACCAUGCCACCACUACUUCCCUGGUAUGGCUACGACUGCGUCAGUGACAGAGAUGGAAACUGCGGCACGAUCGAGUAUGAUGUCCGCAGCUUCUACCUCCUACCAGGCACAAGGGAAAGGGAUCAGUCAGGCCGAUGUUUAUUGUCUGCGAAAUGGGGUGCUGCCUCGAGUAUUUACUCGUCUUCUCGUGUCAUUUUAGGCGCCGCUUUGAGCGCGUCUCUGGCCAUCUGGUAUGCCUGGUAG
Alternaria novae-zelandiae is the source of this 687-nucleotide messenger RNA. RefSeq lists its product as uncharacterized. The coding region runs from base 1 to 687 and encodes 228 amino acids. Lineage: Eukaryota; Fungi; Ascomycota; Dothideomycetes; Pleosporales; Pleosporaceae. The transcript is spliced from 2 exons. The record is from RefSeq and is a predicted model, not a curated record.